Molecule: messenger RNA, 4272 nt
Organism: Pungitius pungitius (ninespine stickleback)
Lineage: Eukaryota; Metazoa; Chordata; Actinopteri; Perciformes; Gasterosteidae
Gene: prrt4b
Product: proline rich transmembrane protein 4b
Exons: 3
Coding region: 61-3276 (1071 amino acids)
Source: RefSeq, a predicted model, not a curated record
GGAGCAGGAGAAUGGAGAACGACAUGUGAGAGCGGCCAACGACGCGCGCCUGACGACAGCAUGCUUCGCCUCCUCCAGACCGUGGCCCUCUGCUUCUGGUGCUCUCUGCUGCUUCACAGGCAGGCCGCGGCCGACGAAGAGGCCUUCUGGCCACCGAUGCCGUCGAGAGAAAAGCCGCCGGAAAUCUCUUAUUGGUGGACCCCACCCCUGCCAAAGUUACCUUCUCUUCCCUCACUGCCCUUCCGUAUCCCCUUCUAUGGAGGCUCGAAAGGGAACGACGGGUCGGCACCGACCGCCAAAGGCCCGACGGAGCCGACCGAUGGCUCGCAAGGUCACCUGGGUUCGGGGGACGGCAGUUUCUCCGAGGCCUCUGAAUCCCCGACCACUUUGAGUCAGGCGCUCCCAACCGGCGCGACAAAGAUAGGAACAGUGUCACUUCCCAAUGGGACAUCGGACCCUCCGCACAGCAGCAGCAGCAGCAGCAUAGCGCACAGCGACAAGGAAGCUCUUGUUUUAGACUCCCACGCUCCCACAAGCAGUUCUGUCAGACGCACUCUGGUCACCGACGGUCCCACCGGCACAGGCGCUCCAGAACGAAACGCAACACACACCCGCCCGCAGAGGGGUCAGCUGCCAGGGGAGCACCGUGAUGAGGAGGCCAAAGGUUUUACAGAAAACCUCCUUUUCACCACGGCAGCAGAGACCACCGUCCCCAGCGCCUUUACGCGGACGGCAGCCGAAACCACGACAACAACAACAUCAACAACAAUAACCCCGGGACCGGUGGAGACCACUCUACCCAGCAGUGACCCUCUCGGGCUUGUUACCCCUUCUGCGUCCGCAGAGACCACGUUCGUAGAACCACGGGACUCAACUUUCGACAUUACCCUCCGUGCUGCUGAGGCAACAAGGACAGAACCUCCUCCCACCUCCAGGUCUGGGCCCGCGGCGGAGGAGAAGCUGCGGGUGUACACCGCCGCCACAGGGAUCGAUUACAAACCGCUGCCGGAAUCCAUAACGAGCCCGACUCGGAGCCAGAGGGUUGACUUUCCAAUGGCAGGAGAGCCGCCCGGCAGAGAGGACGAGGGGGACGAGGGGGACGGGGGAGGUGCGGCUCCUUCGGCGGACAUUUCCAGGACGCCCGCCGAGCCGCCAACAACGCCGCCGCCGCCGCCGCCCCAGAGCACAGAAACUCCCCAUAUCCCUCCGUACACCGAUGACUGGAUGUACAGCCAGGUGGACAGUGACGCCACCUUGCUUCCAGACUGCAAUAAAGAGCGCUCGGGGAUCUGCAACCUCUCCGACACCUGGGACUUGAGACCCCCCUCGGACGCCAAGCCCACGCAGAACGCCACCGCCACGAACCGGUCGGCCGCCCCCCACCUGAUCCCGGCUCCGCCCAUGCUGGUGCCGCUGUACACCGACUGGAACAGCGCCAUGGCGGCGUGGGGCGUGGCCUGGGAGGCGCACGUCUACGGCGCCGGCUGCGCCUUCGCCGCGCUGGCGCUGGCCUCGGCUCUCAACCUGCUCUGCCUGCCCCUGCGGUGCCCGUCCGGCUGCGGCUACUUCGCCCUGGUCAGCCUGUUCCUGCUGGCCGCCGGCGGCACCCGGUCGUUCUCCCUGCUGUACGACGCCUACGGCCACCGGGACCGCUUGCCCUCGGCGGAGGCCUCGCUGGUGCUCUACGAGGCGCCGUUUCCCUGUUUGACCGCAGCGUUCGGCCUGGUUUUCCUGCUCCUCUCCAUGCGCUCGAGGAUGCAGCUCUCCUACUCGGCCUUCCAGAGGCCCUGCUUCCUGGCCUGCCUCGUCGCCGUGCACUUCGGCGCCGCGUUCGGGCCGGUGACGCUGCUGGAGUUCUACCGGCAGAAGCCUCCCCUCUGCCUCUUUCUCUCGCUCGUCUCCCGCGGGGCCUUCGUCGCGCUGGCCACGUUCCUGUCCGCGGCCUAUUUCGUCUUCUACAUCUACGUGCGGGCGGACUCGAAGCACAUCUACCACCUGAACAACACGUCCCCGACACCCGCUGAGCGCUACAACCGCUGCCCCUUCGCCGAGAGCCGGGACUGGGACCGCGCGGCCCUCACCGUGUGCGUCUCAGCGCUGUUCUGCCUGGCGUGCGCAGGGCUGCAGUUCUACGCGAUGCUCAACGCCAUGGGUGUGGCGGGUGGAGAGGAGGUAUUCCACCCUUGGCCCUGGUGGGCUUUCCAGUUUAGCUGCAGACUAUGCGAGCUCGGGGUUUGUCUCACCUUAGCCCUGGUGGUGGCGCAGCCCGUCUACUGUUCUGACCACCUCCCAGCCGCAGGAAGCUGUUGGACUGAGCUGUUGGCGUCCAAGUCACCCAUCCUGCCCGGGAGCUACCAGUGGACCCUCAGCCAGCAGGAGAAGCUCGCCAUCGUCGAUACCGUUGGGCUCGGAGAGAUGGAGAGCCUCCCUCUUUACACCCUGGUGGAUGAGAGGCUUGGCAGCAGUCUAAACGGCCUUGACCUCCUCUACCACAGCAACCGGGCCUUGGCGUACAGGGACCUGGACUUGGAUUUGGACCUGAAGGGCUCAAGGAAACCUGAGGAUGUGGGACGCGGGGAGCCCUCGGGUGGCUCCUCGUUCACCAGCGACUCGACCGCAGACCUGAGGCCACCUUCGCCCAUCAACCUGCGCCGCAGCAUAGACGAAGCACUUUUCAGCGAGGCCCUGUUCCCCACGAGCCUCUUCAGCCCCGCCAGGCCCACCCACUGCAGCGAUCUGUCCAUCAGCGACCACCGCGCGCCGCAAUGCAACGGCCUCUGCGAUCCCCUCUCGGCCGACGCCGGCCUUUAUCGGACCUCUUCCUGCGUGGAGGUGGCAGCCCAAGGCCCCCUCGAGCCCUCUCGCGCCCGAUCCCAGGGAGAUACAUCUCAAGGCGGCCCGCCAUCCCCCUCGCUGUCCUCAUCCUCCAGCUGCUCAUCUCCUGAACGUUGGAGGGGCAGCUCUUCCUCCAGCUGCCUCUACCGGGAACCCUUCGGGGGCUCCUCGCUGGUCCUGUGCCCGAGCCCGGAGAGACGCGCCCGGCAGCUGCUCCAGCAAGGGGCCGAGGGCCACGCGGCGUCCUCCGGGCAACGCGGCCACGCCGACCCGCGGAGGAACUAUCACACCCUGGGUGCGGCGUCACAGGAGAGCCUGGACCUGGACCUGGACCUGGACGUGUCGUCGUCGGAGGCGGACCGCUCCGCGCAGGAGGAGUUCAUCGGCGCUUGCAGACAAAUCGACGCUUUGAGUAUCUGCAGUGAGACUAUAGAUUUAUAAAAAAAUAUGGUUUUUUUUUGUUUUGUUUUUUUACAAGGGACAAGUCUGGUGAAACAAGGGUUACACGGGGGAUUUAAGGAGGAUGUAUGAAAGGUGACUGUCAAUGGUAUUUUACAGCCUAUUUGAUAGUGCAUGGUAGCUUUCGCUUUUACCGUUAAAACCUAUAGCUGCCAAAACAACGUUUCUGAAGGUUUGAUAAGCUUUCGUACGUGGUAAUUAGUGAGCAUCUAUAUGGGUCUAAGUGCCAAGAAUGUCAAAAGCCAAGAGUUGAUUUGUAUCUUUUACGUGCUUGAUUAAGGCCGGAGAAGUUUGAUACAGUAAAACAAUUUUUUUUUAAAAGGUGGCAUUUCACUGAGUGCAGAUGACAAGAAUUUUUUUGUACAAAAUGUUUUUAUUGCAUUUCAACAUUCCAAAUACUACUACUGUGACAGAGAAGCACUUAAAUACUACUGAAGUCUGACGUUUUCAAUUUCAGCAGAAUAACAUUGUCAUUAAUGCUCAUGUUAUAAUAUAUAUAUAUAUAUAUACUGGAUUGCACCUGUCAAACUCCAUAAUCAUAACACCUGUGACUUGCAGUGACCUCUACUGGGAAACAAGUGUUACUUUAUCCUACAACGAUUACUAAUGGCCUCUGCUUCUAUGUACACUGGCAGCAUACUCUGACUUGCUUACUAAUUUAUUUAUGUCCAAACAUAACUGCUAAACACAUGGUUUAAUAAAGUAUUUUAUAAAGCACUGUGGCUUCUUUUACUCGAGGUUAAAAGUGACAUCCCACGUGAUUUCGCAACUCGCAAAGAAGACAAGUCACUCAUGUUUGAUUUAUUUAUUGUGUGCUUAAGUGAUAUUCCUCAAAAAAAUCCCAAAUGAUUGUAAUGAAUAAAGUCUUUUCUGUCCAUUUAAAAAGCCCUUUCUUAUUAAUUUAGUUAUUGGUUGCAGAAGCUACUGCAAUGUUGUGGCAGCUUUACACUACGUUGAAGCUGAAAUAAAAAAAAUAAA